Thermothielavioides terrestris NRRL 8126 is the source of this 1643-nucleotide messenger RNA. RefSeq lists its product as uncharacterized. The transcript is spliced from 3 exons. Gene Ontology annotation, biological process: mitochondrial citrate transmembrane transport; alpha-ketoglutarate transport. Lineage: Eukaryota; Fungi; Ascomycota; Sordariomycetes; Sordariales; Chaetomiaceae. Gene Ontology annotation, cellular component: mitochondrion. The record is from RefSeq and is a predicted model, not a curated record. Gene Ontology annotation, molecular function: tricarboxylate secondary active transmembrane transporter activity. Bases 266 to 1216 code for a protein of 316 amino acids.
AGCCGAUCCGGACACAACCUCCUUUCGCCGGAGCCGUCUACCCUUUCCGCUCAGUGCAACACCAACCUCGCCCGCACACGACGCGCCUCUUUUCGCUGCCGUCCUAGCCGUGUGACAGUUCGUCUCCGCCGCGCCUCUCAGCCUUCCAGCCCCGCGCGUUCAACCGGACCACCCCGCGUUUUCUCCCCUUUCACCCCCCUUUCACCUGCGAAGAAGCACCCUCUUCCCUUGGUCAGGGCCCCUUUGUCGCAACACCCGCCUAGUCAUGUCCGCCGCUGUCGCCCCCGCCCCGGCCGCCCAGGCGCCCAAGCUGGAGAAGAAGCCGAUCAAGUUCUCCAACUUGCUGCUGGGCGCCGGUCUCAACAUGUUUGAAGUCACCACCCUCGGCCAGCCCCUGGAGGUCAUCAAGACCACCAUGGCGGCGCACCGCGGCGAUGGCUUCACGACAGCGCUGGGCCGCAUCUGGAACCGCGGUGGUGUUCUCGGCUUCUACCAGGGUCUGAUCCCCUGGGCCUGGAUCGAAGCGUCGACCAAGGGCGCCGUGCUGCUCUUCGUCGCCUCCGAGGCCGAGUACUACGCCCGCCGCGCGGGCGCCAGCGAGUUCGGCGGCGGCAUCAUCGGCGGCGUGACGGGCGGUGUUGCUCAGGCGUACGCGACCAUGGGCUUCUGCACCUGCAUGAAGACGGUCGAGAUCACCAAGCACAAGAUGGCCGCGUCGGGCCAGAAGGCGCCCGGCACGUGGGCCACCUUCUUGGACAUCUACCGCCGCGAGGGCAUCCGCGGCAUCAACAAGGGCGUCAACGCCGUCGCCAUCCGCCAGAUGACCAACUGGGGCUCGCGCUUCGGCCUGAGCCGGCUCGCCGAGCAGGGCAUCCGCAAGGUCACCGGCAAGGAGCACGGCGAGAAGCUCAACGCCGCCGAGAAGAUCGUCGCCUCGGUCCUCGGCGGCGGCCUCUCGGCCUGGAACCAGCCGAUCGAGGUGAUCCGCGUCGAGAUGCAGAGCAAGAAGGACGACCCCAACCGCCCCAAGAAGAUGACGGUCGGCACCACCUUCAAGUACAUCUACCAGACCAACGGCAUCAAGGGCCUGUACCGCGGCGUCACCCCCCGCAUCGGCCUGGGCGUCUGGCAGACCGUGUGCAUGGUCGCCAUGGGUGACAUGGCGAAGACGUACGUGGAGAAGCUGACGGGCGAGACCGUCACCGCAAAGCAUUAGAGCGGCCGGUCCUUUCUUUUUCCCCUCGCGGGCGCGAACAGGAUCUGUUCUGUUCCCAAAAAAACACAUACAGACCGUCAUCUGGUCGGGAGAUGAGACAUACGCUUUCGUUUCCCUCUCUGACCGCGGGCGUGUUGUCUCUCUCUCUCUCUCUCUCUCUCUGGCGGGUCUUUUUCUCCCUCCCUCUGUAGAACGGGCGGGCUUGGGGGGGCAGGAACCUCUUCUUGCUGCGGUGGUUAGCGCUACUACUGCUAUUGCCAUUGCUGCUAUGGUAUGCUAUGCUAUGCUAUGCUACACGGGAGGAUAUAUGUAGUAAUGCGGUUAGCUGCCGGUAUGAGGGCGGCCUGGGACGGGUUGGCGGAUAAAUAUAGAGCGGGUCUUCCCUUUUUCUCGGUGUGAGAUUCGAGCCUUCUUUUUCUUCUUUUGU